AUGGCGGCUACUGUGGCACAGUCGCAGGCGCCAGCCAACUUGCCCUCGAAUAGCCUUACUUCGCCAGCUGCGCCAGGCUCCCAUGCAGCGCAUGAGGAUCAUUCUUUUCACAAUUGCCAGGCGCAUUCGAAAAUACAGGCCGGACAAGCCGAACCGUUGCCACAAAUCCAUAGGUUUGAGCCCAGCAACUUCAAUGUUGUUCGCACCCUCGGAACAGGCACCUUUGCGCGAGUAUGCCUUGUCCGGCCGUCCAAUGCCCCCAACAUCCCAUUAGAAAGGGACACCACGGGCGCCGCCCAAGUAUACGCCCUCAAGAUCCUGCGCAAAACACAGGUCAUCAAGCUCAAGCAAGUCGACCAUGUUAGACAUGAGCGAGCCAUCUUGGCCGAUGUAGCCGGCCACCCCUUCAUCACCAAUCUCCUCGCCUCAUUUUCAGACCACGACUCGCUAUACAUGCUCCUGGAUUACGUCCCCGGCGGCGAACUAUUCAGCUACCUCCGCAAAUUCAGGCGCUUCGACGAAGCCACGGCGCAAUUUUAUGCCGCCGAGAUUGUCCUCGUCCUGGAAUACCUGCACGAGCAGCAAGGCGGCGUGGCCUACCGAGACCUCAAGCCGGAAAACCUCUUGCUGGACAAGGACGGCCACAUCAAACUCGUAGACUUUGGCUUCGCCAAGCGACUAGGCUACAAGGGCGACCACCCCGUCGAAACAUACACCCUCUGCGGCACGCCCGAAUAUCUAGCCCCCGAAGUCAUCCAUAACAAGGGCCACACCACAGCUGUCGACUGGUGGGCGCUAGGAAUCCUGAUAUACGAAUUCCUAACAGGAUAUCCGCCAUUCUGGCACCAGAACCCAAUUGAAAUAUACAAACAAAUCGUCGAAAAACCAGUCACAUUUCCCCAUGACCCGCCCAUAUCCGACGAAGCCAAAGACAUCAUUUGCUCCUUCUGCACCAUCGACCGCUCCCGGCGCCUGGGCAAUAUCAGCGGCGGCGCCGCCCGCGUCAAGGCUCACCCCUUCUUCCGCAACGUCAACUGGGACGACCUGCUCGGCCGCCGGCAACUAGGGCCGAUCAUCCCGCCGAUACGGUACGCCGGCGACUCGCAGUGCUUCGAUGUAUACCCUGAGGACGACGGCCGGCGAGACCGGUACACCGAGGAAAUGGCGCAGCAGUAUGACGGGUAUUUUGCGGAUUUUUAA
Metarhizium brunneum ARSEF 3297 is the source of this 1200-nucleotide messenger RNA. It is a transcript of the gene Pka-C3, whose product is annotated as cAMP-dependent protein kinase catalytic subunit 3. Gene Ontology annotation, molecular function: ATP binding; cAMP-dependent protein kinase activity. NCBI's taxonomy places the organism in Eukaryota, Fungi, Ascomycota, Sordariomycetes, Hypocreales, Clavicipitaceae. Gene Ontology annotation, cellular component: cytosol; cAMP-dependent protein kinase complex. The record is from RefSeq and is a predicted model, not a curated record. Gene Ontology annotation, biological process: peptidyl-serine phosphorylation; signal transduction.